Messenger RNA from Dipodomys ordii (Ord's kangaroo rat), 788 nucleotides. RefSeq names its product cartilage intermediate layer protein 1-like. Lineage: Eukaryota; Metazoa; Chordata; Mammalia; Rodentia; Heteromyidae. The transcript is spliced from 5 exons. Bases 141 to 788 code for a protein of 215 amino acids. The record is from RefSeq and is a predicted model, not a curated record.
AAUCCCACUUUUCAGGGUCCCUGCGUGGAGACACGGAGCGCAUCUGGAGCCCUUGGUCUCCCUGGACCAAGUGCUCAGCGGCCUGUGGUCACACCGGAGUCCAGACCCGCACACGCACCUGCCUGGCAGAGACCGUGUCAAUGUGCACUGAGGCCACCGAAGAGGGCCAGCUCUGCGUGAGCCAGGCCUGCAGAGCAUGUGACCUGACCUGCUCCAUGGGGCAGGCGAAUGCUGACUGUGACGCCUGCAUGUGCCAGGAUUUCAUGCUUCAUGGGGUUAUCUCCCUCCCUGGGGGGGCCCCUGCCUCAGGGGCUACUGUCUACCUGCUGACCAAGACACCCAAGAUGCUCACCCGGACAGACAGUGAUGGCAGGUUCCAAGUCCCCGGCUUGUGUCCAGAUGGCAAAAGCCUCCUGAAGGUCACCAAGGUCAAGUUUGCCCCCAUUGUGCUCACCAUGCCAAAGACCAGCCUGAAGACAGCCACUGUCAACGCAGAAUUCAACAGGGCAGAAACUCCCUACAUUGUGAUGAACCCUGCGAGCAAAGCACGGAGAUCCGGGCAGAGUGUUUCCCUGUGCUGCAAGGCCACGGGCAAGCCCAGUCCAGACAAGUACUUCUGGUAUCACAAUGACACGCUACUGGAUCCAUCCCUCUACAAGCACGAGAGCAAGCUGGUACUGAGAGAUCUGCAGCAGGACCAGGCUGGAGAGUACUUUUGUAAGGCACAGAGUGAUGCUGGGGCUGCGAAGUCCCAGGUUGCUCAGCUCACGGUCAUAGGCUUUGUGUAG